This is a messenger RNA of Macrosteles quadrilineatus (aster leafhopper), 3755 nucleotides long. RefSeq names its product atrial natriuretic peptide receptor 1-like. Gene Ontology annotation, molecular function: guanylate cyclase activity; protein kinase activity; ATP binding. Gene Ontology annotation, cellular component: membrane. Lineage: Eukaryota; Metazoa; Arthropoda; Insecta; Hemiptera; Cicadellidae. The transcript is spliced from 25 exons. The record is from RefSeq and is a predicted model, not a curated record. Gene Ontology annotation, biological process: cGMP biosynthetic process; receptor guanylyl cyclase signaling pathway; protein phosphorylation. Bases 1 to 3381 code for a protein of 1126 amino acids.
AUGGUUUCUGGUGACCCGCCAACAGAACCAACGCUGCUGCAGCCUCAGUCUCUGCGCGGCAGUGCGAUGGUGAGCCUCCGUUACUUGCUGACGGUGCUGACGCUAGGCUCAGCGGUGUUCAGCACGGACUCAGUAAAGCUCUACAAUGUCAGCGUGCUGAUGGCUUCCCGUCUGGACUCCCCAUUCGACCUGGAGAGGUGCGGACCUGCCAUUGACCUGGCCCUGGAGGAGAUCAACGACAAGUUCCUCAGCCAUCACAACAUCAAGCUGCAGAAAGUUCAGGAGAGCUACUUGUCCUGUUCUGGGGACCGAGCUCCUGGUCUUGCAGCAGACAUGCACUUCCGUGAUGACGUCAUCGCCUUCAUAGGCCCGGCGUGUGCCUUUGCACUGGAGCCCGUGGCACGACUAGCGGCCUAUUGGAACACUCCGAUCAUCACAGGCAUGGGUGACCAGCCUCCCUCGGAAGGCACACUUUCUGUCACUUCUGGAAUACUUGGUCGCUUACAUAAACUCCGUAACGGCACUUCCAUUGUAGUGAAGGAGGACACACUGACCCGCAUGUCCUACUGCCAAUGCCGUCUGAAGCUGGUGUUCUCCAGUAUAUUCAAGCAGUUUGGCUGGAACCAUGUCGUCCUCCUGCUGGACAGAUCUGAUCUCUUCUCACUCACCGUUGGAAAGCACUUAGAAAUAGGACUGCGCAAAGCGGGGACGUUGAGUUUUGUACGGGAGUUGGAUGGGAACGAGGAAGAGAACUGUGAGGAGUACUUGAAAGAUGCAAGCAUGUAUGCUAGAGUGGUGAUCUUGAGUGUGCGGGGGUUGCUAGUGCGACGCUGCAUGAUCGCCGCCCAUAACCUAGGCAUGACUCGUGGCGACUGGACCUUUCUGGAUGUAGAAAUCGUCCAGGGUUCGUACUGGGGCGACCACGACUGGGAGGCUCAUGACAAGAAUGACUCAAUAGCUCGGAAAGCCUACGAGGCUCUUCUACGAGUGUCCCUGCUUGAGCCGACCAGCAAAGACUUCAGCAAGUUUGCAGAGAAUGUGCGUCAGCGUGCCAAGCUACACUACAACUACACAUUUUCAGAAGGUGAAGAGGUAAAUUUCUUCGUCGGAGCUUUCUACGACGGUGUGUAUCUGCUCGGGAUGGCACUGAAUGAAACUCUGACUAAAGGAAUCGACAUCAGGGACGGUCGCGCGAUCACUGCGCAGAUGUGGGGAAGAACCUUUCACGGCAUUACUGGUCAUGUAAGGAUAGACGAGAAUGGUGAGAGGGACGCUGACUACUCGGUGCUGGACUUGGAUCCAAUCACAGGGAAGUUUGAAGUGGUGGCUCAUUACUAUGGGGUGAACCGGACAUACCAGCCAGUAGCCAACAAGAGAAUUCACUGGCCUGGAGGCAAGGAAGGACCUCCUGCUGAUAUACCCCGGUGCGGCUUCAUGGGAAACGACCCCAUCUGCCAUGAAAGCAAUGAACAUCACACGAUUUUCCUGUAUGGGAUGGCCGCUUUCAGCAUCUUUCUCGGAUUCAUAUUCAUGUUAGCAUUCUUUGCCAACAAACACAUGCGGCUGGCUGCAGAUCUCAACAACAUGUCUUGGCGUGUUCGUCCUGAGGAGGUUCUACUGGAGAUUGGCAAGCCGUUCUCUUCUCGUCUCGCUCUGCAGCGAACCACCGCUGAGGAGCUGAACGGACUCCACGACCGACUGACAGUUCGUCGCAGCUCCAUAGAGUCAAGUUCCUCUCUCUUGUUGACCCAAGUGUUCACCACCAUAGGAAUAUAUAAGGGGUCGAGGGUGGCAAUCAAGAAAGUGAUCAAGAAGAAAGUGGAUAUCAACAAGAAACUGCUCUGGGAGAUAAAACAGGUACGCGACGUAACCCAUGAGAACACCGUGAGGUUUGUGGGAGCCUGCAUAGACUGUCCUACAGUGCUGAUCCUCACAGAGUAUUGUCCCAAGGGCAGCCUGAAGGAUGUGCUGGAGAAUGAGGCCAUCCAGCUAGACUGGAACUUCAGGAUGUCACUCAUACAUGACAUCGUCAAAGGAAUGGCUUUCCUACAUGGUUGCGAAGUGGCUGUGCACGGUAAACUGCGCUCCUGUAAUUGCCUCAUAGACGGACGAUUUGUACUCAAAAUUUCAGAUUUUGGCCUUCAAACCCUGACAACCCCAUCAGAGAUUGUCAAAGACAACACGUUUUACAACAAGCUGUUGUGGAUAGCACCGGAGCUUCUGAAGGAGACUACAGUUCCAGGAACUCCUGCCACACAGAAGGGAGACGUCUACAGCUUCUCCAUCAUCCUGGAAGAGAUUGUCGUCCGAGGAGGACCUUAUGAAAUAGCUCGUCAGACAUUAACUGUCCAAGAGAUUCUUCAGCAAGUAGAGUCCUUUGCGGCACCUCCAUUCCGUCCAGACAUUAGCAACCGAGAUUGCCCAGAUGAUCUGCUGGAGUUGAUGGAGAGAUGCUGGGCAGACAAUCCUGACGAGCGACCUACCUUUGAGAUCAUCAGGGGUAUCAUUCGCAAAAUCAUGAAAGGCUAUUGUGAGAACCUUAUGGAUGAUUUGCUAAGAAGGAUGGAACAGUAUGCUAAUAACUUAGAAGCUCUGGUUGAAGAAAAAACUGACCAGCUAAGUCAGGAGAAAAGAAGGUCAGAGGAGCUUCUGUUUCAAGUUUUACCCAGGCCUGUCGCUCAACAGCUGAUGGCCGGGGAGAUGGUUCAGCCAGAACAGUUUGAAUGUGUUACCGUAUACUUUAGUGAUAUUGUUGGGUUCACUGCACUCUGUGCUCAAAGCACACCAAUGCAGGUGGUGAAUCUGUUGAAUGACCUUUACAGUACGUUUGAUAGAGCAAUAGGAUUUUAUGAUGUUUACAAGGUGGAGACGAUAGGGGAUGCAUACAUGGUUGUGUCAGGGUUGCCAGAACGUAACGGGGACAACCACGCCAGAGAAAUAUCCCUGAUGGCUCUCUCUAUUUUAGACGCUCUACACUCCUUCAGCAUACAACAUCGGCCUGACUCUCAGCUUAAAGUGAGGAUAGGAAUACAUUCAGGGCCAGUAUGUGCCGGUGUUGUUGGCCAGAAGAUGCCUCAUUACUGUCUUUUUGGAGACACUGUCAACACUGCAUCUCGGAUGGAAUCUUCUGGGCAUCCACUGAGAAUCCAUGUAAGCGAGGCGACCAAGGAAAUCUUGGACAAGUUCGGGACUUUCCAGCUAGAGCUGCGAGGCGAGGUGGAACUAAAGGGCAAAGGUCGGAUGGUGACCUACUGGCUCAUAGGCUGUACAGAGCCAGACCCUCGACCUCCGACACCCCUUCCUUCCCAUAGUGAGAACACCGAUGUUAACCCUUACCCACUCAUCUUCCCUGAGCUCAGUGUUGUCACCAUUCCUAAGUAAAAUAACACUUUUUGCUUCCACAGUGAAAGAAAAAAUUACAGCAAUGCCUACUAAAUCUUGAAUCUUCCUCAGUGUUGUCACAAAUGCUGAAUAAAAGAUGUCUCUCCACGACAACAGUAAAACACUGAUAUAAAACUUUAACUUUGCCCAAUAAUCUUCCCUCGGGUCAGUGUUGCCACUAUUUCAACAAAAUAUAACCUUCUCCUCUCCUACAGAAUAACACUGACAUACAUUAUAUCACUUUAAUUCAGUGUUCCAACUGAACUAAUUAAAAUAACCCUUUCUGUUUCAAUAUUUAAAAUAAUUAUUUAUAGUAAUGCCUACCCCUCGUCAUUCCUACGGUAAAACACUGAUAUAAACCCUUAUCCACACCU